AAUCGUUUCUUAUUAAUUUUGAAGACUUUUGAUUAUUUUCAUUCUUUUGGUACUUUGUUUUAGAGCGCUUCAUCGGAUUUGGGUAAUUUGAGGCCAAACCCAAACCCAAAUCCAAAUCCAAGUCCAAAUGAAACCCAAAUCUUUUUACACCAAAUCCCAAAGGUUUGGAUUUGUUGCACCCCUAGUAUCAUCAACAGUUAGAACAUGCAUUAGCACAAGAAGUAGAAAAUCGAGAAUGGCGUGAAAUCGAGAAACAACGAAUUUUAGAAAUCAAACGUGAUACACGUAGUUAUUGGGGUACAAAUGCGUUAGCUGCAUCCUAUCGUGAAAUAGAAAUUCAUCCAGAUUUCCCUGAAUUCAAUAUCAUCAAUGAAUUACUGAAUAGUACGAUUGAGAGUCAUGGUAAUGAAUAUGGAACGAUCUAUGGAAAGGAUCCGACGGAAUUGGAGAACUCGGAAAGUUCAAAAUAUUUGAAAGAUUACCCGUUACUAGUACCGUUGUUAGAUACCAAUGCAAAUGAAUAUUGGCUAUUUCAUGGUACUGAUGCUGACAUAAUACCAUUCUUGUUACUGACUGGUUAUGAUCCUCGAAUUUCAAGUUUAAAUGGAAUGUUUAGGGGUGGAUUUUAUUUAGCAGAAAACUCAAGUAAAUCGAAUCAAUACAUUCCCUGCCCUGGAUGUAGAAAAAAUGCAAUCUUUUAUGAAAGUGGAUGUAGCUGUACAAAGCAAGAAGAUUUGGAAUUCUCAAUUAUUCUCUAUCGUGCGGUAUUAGGAGAUUUACAUAUAGCAAAGAAAUACAAAAAGGAAACUUAUCGUGGUAAAGAUAAACAUCGAGUGUGUCGCCCACCGUACAAACCAAAUUCAUGCAAUUUGUAUGAUUCGGUAAUGGGUGAAAGUAAAAAAUAUGGUGGAGAUAAAUUAGAAUAUCGCGAAUUUAUUUUAUAUGAAUCUGCCCAAGCUUAUACAGAGUAUGUGAUAAAAUUUAAAAGAUCAGCAGCAAAUAUACAUGCACCCUCAAAUAUGCAACAACUGAAUACUAAAUGGUAUAAUUUUCUCCAAAAUACAUACAAACUAAGACCAGAAUAA
Rotaria sp. Silwood2 is the source of this 1085-nucleotide messenger RNA. The record is from the annotation of a GenBank genome assembly. Lineage: Eukaryota; Metazoa; Rotifera; Eurotatoria; Philodinida; Philodinidae.